AUGUUCGCAGUCCUCGCGUUCGUCCUGGCCGUUGCCAGCGCCAGGAAGACUCCUUCAGCAAAGGUCGCGUUAUCCACGGAGCCGACAGUCCUGCUCAACAACAGUGCGGUCACGGCUCCGACUUCAAGCGAUGAGCUUCAUGGCAUCGGUGCUGUUUCGAAGUUUGAUGACGAUCGUGGCAUGAAGGAAGCCGUCUCUAUCGAGACGCUCGCAUCGUCACCAGUUGUUGUCAACGUGUCGACGGCACCCUCCAUUGAUGCAAAGGAAGGGAAGCCACCUUCGGUGCCACCUGCGAUGCUACCCGCGGCUUCUGCUGAGGAAGCACCACAUGAAGAUACUGCAGGCUUACUCCUUGACGAGACUGCCACAGGAGAUCUUGCUUCGGCAGCGAGGUCUUACGAGCAUCUGGAGUUGGGCGGCGGAGACGCCACGAUGUGCGGCUACGAGGUGGGCGAUGGUUGGGGUUUGGUGCGUCGCACGGAGGGGAGCUCCUUCCGAGACACGGAUCAGCUUACUGGUACCAGCGAGCAUGGAACGGCGCACAGCAAUCCCCGAGGGCCAGCAUUCAGCAAAAAGUUCGACACGGUGGACUUCGAUGAGUUCCUCUUUGCGACCGGGGACUGUCAAAAGUGGAUGAUCAUGAAGAAGUCCGAAGUGCUCGCUUGGUACGCCAACAACGACCGAGAGGUCUUGAAGUCGCACAUUUCGCACACUCCCUACAAAGCCCGUAUGUACCGGCGGCAUGGUGUCGUGGAAGACCCAUGGAUCACUUACGGGGACCAUGACCAUUGCAAAGGACUGUAUGUGGAGAACAACCUUGUUCCCCACUGCGGGUCUAAUAAUCUCGGCACAAAGCAUCAGGGCUUGAAUGUGUUCAUCCGGAACACAAGGGGUGAUGCCUCAACAUGCAGCACCGCCGUCGGAUCAGGUUGGUACCUUGUGCGUCGCACAACCUUUGUAUCUUUUAAAGAUACAGAUCAGUUGGUUGGUACCAGCGAGCACGGUCCUGCCCAUCACAAUCCCUUGGGGCCUGCCUUCAGCGUGAAGUUCAGCAACUUACCGUUCAAUGAGUUCCUCUUUGCCACCGGGGACUGUCAAAAGUGGAUGAUCAUGAAGAAGUCCGAAGUGCUCGCUUGGUACGCCAACAACGACCGAGAGGUCUUGAAGUCGCACAUUUCGCACAUUCCCUACAAAGCCCGUAUGUACCGGCGGCAUGGUGUCGUGGAAGAUCCAUGGAUCACAUAUGAACACCAUGACCACUGCAAAGGACUGUACGUGGAGAACAACCUCUAUCCGGACUGUUCGUCGGGUUGGAUUCCGUUCGCUAAUGCUCCCGGAGCUCGUCAUCAGGGAUUGAAUGUCUUCAUCCGCAGAACUGCUGAUUGGGAAUCACGCACAGGAUGGAUAAAUUCAGGUGGCGAUGUGGAGAGUUUUUCGAUAAGCUCGCUUCAAGGAGCAAAGCACCGGUGUGCCGACAAUGGAUCAUGCAAAGGCUUCACAAUGAGUGGCAGCCACUUUCCGCGGCAUGUCUGGUUCAAGAACAAGUGGGAUGUGGCCGGAGGCCACCCCUGGGCAUCCUAUAAGAAGAUCGAGGUGCCCUUUGCCGCCAUCACUACAGGGACUUGUGAGGUUCACGGAAUGGUAGGCAUUUAUGAUCGGGACGCCUGCAAAAAAGCCGCUGACCUACUUGGCUACAGCAUCACCCACAACUUUGCGGCAUGGGGCUCCAGCUUCCCGGAUGUCGUCGCAGGCUGCUCCGUGCGUGGGUCCUAUCUUUUCCUUGAGGCUCCCAAGGAAACUUGCACCGAGGGCUCCAUCAAGGGAUCCUGUUCCUGCAGGAACAAUCCCAACACCUGCCUUUGCCAGGCAGACCCUUGCCGCGGCCAGUCGGACUAUUCGAAGUGCAGGCCCUGCCCCCCGGGCUCCCAUGGCACUUCCCCGGCCACUGGCUGUUCCUGCGGCUCGGGCACUGGAGCGAUCUUUGCGCAGAAAGACUGGCCCGGAUAUUCGGGCGGAUGCGGCAGCCAACAGGUCGUUUCCACCAUAACGUCUUCCAACCAGAAGGUCCAGAAGGUGAAGCCCACGGAGAGUGUCACCAAGAAGGAGGGUGUCUUGUACGACCUCACCUCGAAGAUUGCAGAAAUGUGCACGAUAGAUGAGUACGACCAUGCCUCUGGCAUCGCCGCCAAGAAGAACACGGUCUGCAGCAUGAUCCCUGUGAUUGUCGUUGGGGACUACAUGGGAUCACAGAUCUUAGAUAAGAAGUCAACGCAAAUGGGCGACACCAAAUGUGGGAACUUGCCAGUCGUGAAGACAGAAAAGUAUUUCUUGUUCGGAAUAAAAGUGCCAACAAUUCCGAGCAUUUUUGAAGGUGGCAGCCUUUGCUUUGCUCAGCUCAUGAGUGGAAGCAGUGUGGCCCAUGGAACUGGGCUUCUCAUCUUCCAGCCGAAGCUCUUUGUGGGCAACCCUGGCGUCAAGAACUUGCAUGUGCCCGUCCCUGGAACAGGCAAAGCUAUCGAAGCCGCGUCCAAGUUGGUCGACACGGUCGCGGUGGGUGUAAGUUUUGUCUCCUCUGGUGCCCCGAAAAUGGAGAUGACUUUUUCCACCAAGUUCUGGGAAUGCGAGGGCAAGUGUGACUCGAUGAUGGGCAACAUCUAUGCUGGGGUGAAGCUCGAUCUCGCCGACCUCCUGAAGCAAGAAGGGGCGGACAUCGGAGAUUUCUCGGUCUUCAUCGACUCCAAGUGCCUCGUAGACUUUGAUCCAGAUCGCAACGGCUUCAUGAGCCAGGUGAGCAAAGUGCCAAUGCUGAACAACUUCAUCAACGGGAUUGACGGCACCUCUGGCCUCUUAAACCUGUUCACUCCUGAUGAAGCAACCCAGUUCCUCAGGGAGGUCCUGAAGAACGAUGUUGCAAUGGGUGUAGACGGCAAGCUUGGGAUCACCAUCCCAUUGAAGAAGUGGUCUCACGGCAUGUUCCAGGACUUGGACGUGACCGUCGCUUCUGCCUCGAGUUUCUUCAGGAAGACCAAGGACGAAAUCGGUCUCUAUGUCAGCGUGGCAGCGGGUGGUCUCGCGAACGACAACAUCAUGGCGGACAUUCAGCAAAAGAUCCUGGACAAGUUUCAGAGCCCUCCAGUACAAGCCGUGGUCGGCCUCCUUGGCAAGGGCAUUGGUGCUGUCGUGGACGUCCUGACGAGCGUCGGGAUGUCAUUCAAGCUUUACAUCAAAAGACAAUGCAAGACACUUAGGUUUUUAGGGUCAAACCACAGAUUCUGUGAGAACAGCUUCGGACUCAAGUUCGAGGCAACAGUUUUCGAGGCUUUCAUCCAGCAGAAGGGCGACAAGAUGGCCUUCUGCUUUGCCAUUAAGGGCAUCUAUGACAGCUGUGGAAAUGGCUUCGAGAACCUCCUCCUACUCCUACAGGCAGGCGCUCGAAUGGUUGUAAAGGUGGGCAAGGAGAUCGCAGAUGCCGCCGACCAGACUUUCAACGCUGCGACGAAGGAGUUGGCAGAGCUCUCGGAAGCGUCUCUCCAGCACGGGGAAGUGGUGGUCGAAAAGAUCGGCCACGGCUUCGAAAAAGGAGCUGAAGCGGCAGCUGAUUUCUUCAAGGCGGGUGGAGCACACACCAUGAAGAUUACAGGAGAAGCGAAAGACGCCGUGAACAAGGUAGGUGGUCACUUGGAAGACGUGGGCGGCGCUAUCGGCGGGGCGAUCGGCUCCAUUUUCCGCUAA
This is a messenger RNA of Symbiodinium sp. CCMP2456, 3732 nucleotides long. The record is from the annotation of a GenBank genome assembly. Lineage: Eukaryota; Dinophyceae; Suessiales; Symbiodiniaceae.